Molecule: messenger RNA, 1277 nt
Organism: Carica papaya (papaya)
Lineage: Eukaryota; Viridiplantae; Streptophyta; Magnoliopsida; Brassicales; Caricaceae
Product: Cyclophilin-like peptidyl-prolyl cis-trans isomerase family protein
Biological process (GO): protein peptidyl-prolyl isomerization
Molecular function (GO): peptidyl-prolyl cis-trans isomerase activity
Source: RefSeq, a predicted model, not a curated record
AAUUUCUUUGUUCAGCAAAAAAUGUUGGGUACAGGGUUCUUAAUGGCAGUCGCGAAUCCAAAACUUAACUGACCUGAAUUUGGCAACAUCGACAAUUUGGUGGAAGAAAACCAGAAAAUAAUCAUCUGAACCAACAAACAGACACGACUUUAAUCCUGUUGUCUUCCUUUUCUAUCUGGCGAGAUCAUAAAGGCUGCUCCGUGUACUGUCCCCGCAGAGGGUUUCGAUUCAGCGGAGGAAUCCCAGCAGUAGUAAUUGAAGGUAGCAGAGCAGUGGGUGAUGGCAAGAAUAAAGCCCCAAACUCUUCUACAACAGAGCAAAAAGAAAAAAGGGCCAACUCGAAUAAGUGCUACCACUAUCAUUCUUUGCAGCUUGAUUAUCAUCUUGACUGUGUCCUUUCUCUUUGUCACAUAUAAACACUGGUCUCAGAGGUCAAGAAUUCAAACAGAUAGUGGCAGAUCCAUUAUUGAGGGUAAUGCAUUUGUGGAUCCAAAGAAACACGAUCUCCCUGGAUAUGCUAUUUUGAAUACCGCAAGGGGUGUUAUAACUGUGGAACUUUUCAAGGAUAGCUCUCCAGAAGCUGUUGAUGAAUUCAUUGACUUAUGUCAAAAAGGAUACUUCAGGGGGAUGCUUUUUCGCCGGGUAAUAAAGCAUUAUGUAAUCCAAGCAGGGAACAAUGAGUUAGGGGCAACUGAAGAUUGGACUUUGAGAGGGAAGCAUUACAAUCGACUCGAUACUAGUUUAAAACAUGAAGCUUUCAUGGUUGGAACUUCUAAGGCUAAAAAUGAUGAUGGAGGAUUCGAUAUUUUCAUCACAACUGCACCAAUACCUGAUCUAAAUGAGAAGCUUACUAUUUUUGGGCGGAUCGUCAAGGGAGAGGAUGUUGUUCAGGAAAUUGAAGAGGUAGAUACCGACGAGCACUAUCAGCCUAAAUCGACUAUCGGCAUAAUUGAUGUGACUUUGCAGCAGAAAAUCUAAAUGUUUCCACAUCAAUUAAUCAGAAUUUUGUCCUACAAUGCAUGAUUCUCUCAUCCUUUGUAAUUGAAUUCAUGGCCCUGCAAAGAAGCUUGUCACGGGAAGGCAGAGAGACUUCUGUGAAAAUCAUCUUUUGUCUGGAGCCACCAAAGGAUGGAAUACUUUGCUUAAAAGCUUCAAGUUUUUCUUAAAACUUCUCUCAUUGAUUAAUGCAUGGCAUGUAUAACUGAAACAUAGAAAGGGUAUAUUUUUGUUAAUUAUAUUUUGUACUAUCAAAUAUCAAUUUGAUGUAAUUUUCAUUU